AUGGCCAGUUGCCUGGAAAAAAUUCAAGAAUGCCCUAUUCUGGGCUUCCCCACAGAUCUUUGUUUAGAUGGUGCUCAGCCAACUAAGAGGCAAGUAUUGCUUUACUAUGAGUUCCUCCGUUAUAAAGAGUUACAGAAACUUAAACAUAAUCCAUCACGUGCCUCUAUAAUACAACUAGUAUCCACAAAAUUAGUUGAACAUUGUACGCAGGAUCCAAGUAACCCAAACUUGCUAAGUGAAAGGCAAAUUAAACGAUUAAUCGACUCUCUACUGUCGGAAUACAGCGCGCUGAUAAAAGCACACCAAAAGAAAGAUAGACCUAAAAACCAUGAAAAUAACCUGAGAGAUUUUUUAAUAAGGUGUGACGCUGUUUUUGAUAUACAGAUUUGUAAAUGCAAGCAAUCGAAAUGCCGCUGCAAACCAUUUCAUCAUCGCAACACUACAGACAAAAAACAGGAAACAUCGGGGAUGACGGAGGGCAUGGACCAUAAUUUCGUGCACAAUUCUGAUAAUACAGAUGGUAGAGAUAAUACUAAGGACCCACCGUAUGUGCCGCCUACUGGAGAGGAUGAUCAGAAUAGAAUGAACCUUUUUCAUUUCGCCACGGUUUGUGACAGGUUUGGUAUUCCCGACCGAGCAGCAGCUGCCCUCGCCUCUGCUCUUCUCCUCGACGUUGGUCUUAUCCAGGAAAACGAUACUUCAGCCAUUAUUGACAGAAGCAAGGUACGUCGGGAAAGAGAAAAAGCACGUAAUACUUUGUUGCAGGAAAACAGGAUAGACGAGCCUCAGUCGCUGUAUUUUGAUGGACGUAAGGAUACGACCAUGAAAUUUGAGAAGACGGCCAACGGAUGGAGACGCAAGAAAGUUAAAGAGGAACACAUUUCUAUCAUUGCUGAACCGGGAUCUAGGUUUGUGGGUCACUCGACGCCUACUUCCGGUCAUGCUGUGUCCAUUAAGGAUAGCCUUGUAUCGCACCUCGAGAGCAAAAGCAUUAGCGUGGAGAAAAUCACGAGCAUCGGCUGUGACGGGACAUCCGUUAACACUGGACACAAGGGUGGUGUUAUUCGGCUUAUGGAAUUGCAACAGAAGAGACCACUGCAAUGGCUUGUUUGUCUACUCCACUUUAACGAGCUCUUAAUGAAGCAUAUGAUCGAAAAAGUGGACGGACCAACUAAAGGACCAAGAGCCUAUCACGGUCCUAUCGGAGCAUUACUGCCAUCUUGCCAUCUCAUGCCAGUUGCCGAUUUCGUCGCUAUACCCGCUGAACUUCCCCCCUCAAG
This is a messenger RNA of Frankliniella occidentalis (western flower thrips), 1280 nucleotides long. RefSeq lists its product as uncharacterized. Lineage: Eukaryota; Metazoa; Arthropoda; Insecta; Thysanoptera; Thripidae. The annotation marks the transcript as partial. The transcript has 4 exons. The record is from RefSeq and is a predicted model, not a curated record.